This is a messenger RNA of Austrofundulus limnaeus, 2774 nucleotides long. Its product is annotated as E3 ubiquitin-protein ligase RNF14. The record is from RefSeq and is a predicted model, not a curated record. NCBI's taxonomy places the organism in Eukaryota, Metazoa, Chordata, Actinopteri, Cyprinodontiformes, Rivulidae. Gene Ontology annotation, biological process: protein ubiquitination. Gene Ontology annotation, molecular function: protein binding; zinc ion binding; ubiquitin-protein transferase activity. Bases 287 to 1903 code for a protein of 538 amino acids. The transcript has 7 exons.
GGUGCGACAGAAAGCCGGUCCGGUUCGGAGGUUUCUUUUGUGUCUGGUGCCUUGCAUCAUACAGCGGUUAUGACUCAGAGGGACGGGCACAGACGGACCAGGAAGCUGGAGGAAGUCAGUGCAAACAGCCGACAAACAUAAGACGCAUUUAUUAAUGUUGGAGUAAUAAUAACCUCUGUCCGCAGUGCCGUCUGCUGUAYAAAGUACUUUUACUGACAGAAAGGAAACUGAUAUUUAUUUUUAAACAAGCUGCUUUGUAAAAAGUUUGAGGAGAACGAGUCGAGGCAUGAAUAUGAACCUGGAAGAGCAGGAAGACGAGCUGCUCGCCCUGGAGAGUAUCUUUGAUUCGGACGAGUUCGUCCGAAACGAGUUUUCCGGAGAAAUCCGAGUGUCGCCAGAUCUCCCUGUGGACUUUAACGUGGUGCUGAAACAUGGUGAAACACAAAGGCAGUAUGUCAUUUCUUUCCUUCCUCCCCUGCUUCUGACCUUUGAACUUCCGGUGGACUACCCCUCCUCCUCCCCUCCCUCCUUCACUCUCACCUGCACCUGGUUGACUCCCUCACAGCUGGCUUCUCUGAAGGCUCGGCUCAUUGAGCUCCACCAGGCUACAGGGGGCGCUGUGGUGCUCUUCUCCUGGAUUCAGUUUCUGAGAGAAGAUGCCCUGAAGCUCCUGAACAUUCAGAAUCUGCUGGAGCUUCCCUCAGAUCAAAUCAGCUCCGUACCUGAAAAACGGGACCAACGAGACCCUGAACCAGAGGAUAAUUACACCCAAAAAUCAGAACCUACAGAUGUGUCUGAUCUUUGUGGACCAGCUGACUGUAUCCUGGUCAAUUCUUCAGCUGCAGCCAAGAGCGCAGACACUCAUGGAGCUGAUCGAAAUGAUUUAACUUCCCCUUUUAUCCAAAGCAGCCUAAAUUCAGAGUUUACAGACCCAAAGGCUCUUACUUCUAAUGACCUUUCUAAAUCGGAGCUUCUUCCAAGUGUUGAGUCUGUUCAAAUUAGUCAGGAAGACGGUUCUGCUUCAGCGUCAAGCUCCUCAAACCUACAGGGUCCGAGCGAGGCGACCCCUCGUCCGGUCCAGCCCAAAGCAAUCUCUCUGAACAGCGGCGACAUCGUCUCAGGGAUCUCUUUAACACCGUCGCAGAAGCUCCUGUCCCAGAUUCUGAUCUAUAACGCCGAGCAGAAGCGGAGGGCGUUCGCCACCACCGUGUUCGCCUGCGGCGUCUGUUACACGGACUGGCUCGGGUCCGAGUGCGUGCAGCUCUUCGAGUGUGGCCACGUCUUCUGCCGGGCCUGUCUCGGCGACUUCUGUAAAGUCCGCAUCGCAGAGGGGAACGUCCGGGGCGUCGCCUGUCCCGAGGUGGGCUGCUCUGCGACCCCGACACCUGCACAGGUGAACAAUCUUGUAGGWGAGGAGCUGUUCAGCAGAUAUGAUCGUCUCCUCCUGCAGUCUACACUAGACCACAUGUCUGACGUGAUGUACUGUCCUCGGAGUUCCUGUGCCUCUCCUGUAAUUUCAGAAAAGUCCAGCGGUGUGGCCAUAUGCUCUGUGUGCAGCUUUGCUUUCUGCGUCGACUGCAAAAAGACCUACCAUGGAAGCAACAAGUGUUACGAAGACAAGAGCAAGACAAAAGUGGAGGACUUUCUGAAUUUUCCGCAAACAGAAGAGGGAAUGAAGGCUCUUCUGGAUGAUUAUUCUUCUGGCAGUAAGGAGAGGCGACGCCUUCUGAAGAGCAGAUAUGGACGGAAGAUUCUGGAUGGUCUCGAGUCAAAUUUGAACGAGAAGUGGAAGUCUGAAAACACCAAAGCCUGCCCCCACUGYUUCUCCCCAAUACAGAAGGAUGGUGGGUGUAACUUUAUGCAGUGUACUUGGUGUCAGCAUCCAUUCUACUGGACCGACUGAGAAGUUUGGAGUCAGAAGCUUCCUUCAGACUUGGAAGUGGACGGAGACACGAGAGGGAAAACACUUGUCAAAAUACAUUGAAACUGAUCUUUAUGGUAACUAUACGGAAACUUAACUAUUUAAUCAACAAAGCUUGAAAAUGUGCACCUUUUUAAAUUUAUUUUUUGCACAUAAAGGUACAAUUCUCAUAACUGUACCUGGUUUUAAAUGCACUUUAGAAAAUUGUUCUGAUUAUCUUUCUACUUGAAGCUUUAAAAUAAUUCACUUCUGUGAGAUAAGCUGUCCCUAAUGUUUUUAAAGAUAUAAAAAUGUUUAUAAAAGAGCUAUAUUUAUUUAAACAAAAGUGUAGCAAAGCUGUCAAGUUUUGAUUUUUUUUCUYUCUAAAACCUUUUGAAGGAAUCAGCUUUUUAGUUCAUCGUAAUUAUCAGCUAUAUAAAAUACUAUUUGAAAACAGGCCAUUUGGGGAUUUUAACGAGCAAAACUGUUUUAUAUUUAGAACCAGGCUUUAUGAGAAGUGUAUUGAUCCAAUAUGAAAUGUAAAUUACAGUAUAGAUUCUGUUUUUGUUUGCUCAGUUUGUCUGUAUAAACAUCAGUCAUGAAGUUUUUUAAUGUUUUAGCUACAACAAAAUUAAAUUGCCCUUUCAAACAUACAAACCUUCAUAAAGUGCAGAUUGAUGCUUGGCGCUGUCAGCCCCGUAAAGGCUUUCAGUUAAAUACUGUGAGCCUUUUGGAACUCUGUUUUAAUGUGUCAUGAACAGCAGAUGGCACCAAAGAACUAAGUAAAGCUGUUUUUAUGAGCUGUGCUCGAAUAAAAGCAAUUAAUUCAAGUAAAUAACCAAUUGUUCAUCUAAUAAAUAAGUGCUUGCUUGGA